CAAUCAUUAACUUUGACAUUACUGUCAUUGUGAAAACUGUGUUUUGAAUUAAACGUUUACAUUAAUAUAAUUUUUAUUGCGUAUAAAUAAACAAAAUGGCACAUUGCUGUUCCCAGUGUGCCUUUACGUCACAAUUUGAAAGCGCAUUGAUAAUGCAUCGACAGCUGCACCACGGCGCGAAAGACACCUGUGCUGAUAUCCUCAAGUCUACAACUGCAAAGGCGUUACCGGAGAAACCACAGCCGCUCCCAAGAACUGCUCCGUUAAGUCCAACUUAUUCGCACAAAAGUAAAGGAAGCAAGCUGCUGGGUCGGACGUCAUCAGCGACGCGUCUCUUCGACAAGCUGCGUGCGCGCAUAUGCCGCAGUAGGACGCUGUUCUCCCAUCCCGAGGAGAACCUGGAUGCUACUCUACCAGAAAAUAAUGGUGAUGUGAAUGAGACGGUGAUAGGCAGUGACUGCACCUCAAAGGGUUUGAAAGCUCUCACCUCAUCGCCUGACUCCCGUACUUCUGAGAUAACGGUCCGGGAGACGAAGGAGACCUUCGGAUGCCACUUGUGCACAUUUGAUGCUGAUAGAAUAACAGUCCUAGACAGGCAUCUGCUAAAUGACCAUAAAAUUGGUUUAGAAAACCUACUAAAACUCGUCAUGGCGAAAACCAAAGAUGGUCUAUCAGAUGAAAUUGUUAACACUGCUAUAUUUGGCAUUAGACAAUCAUACUACAAGCCUCCAGAUGAAAUAAUAGAAGACGGAGAAUUCGUCAUAGAAACUGUAACGCCUAAAAUAAAGAUUUUAAAACAUGCGUCCACGAAUACGGAGUUACAGUGGUCAGAUAUACCCGAUUUGAAGGAUAAUUGUCGAAUGAUAUCUAAAGAGCUAGAGAAACUACUCAAUUAUCCCAUUGAGAAUUAUGACAAAGAUGAUCUUAUGGUUAAGAUGCAGACUCUUAAUGAUUGCAUGUGCAAAUUCGUUGAUUCCUCUAAUACUCUAAAGAAGGUGUUGACUAAAGAAUUUGAUACGAAGCAUUCGAUUCGCGAUCAUCUGAAUUUGGAUCAGCCGUUCUAUGAUUUGUGUUUGGGCGACAGUAGAAAUACGUCACGAGUGUGGGAGCGCGCCCACAGCGAGCAAAUGGAUAGAAACAGGAAUAAGUAUGGUGAAAACAGGAGACACCGGGACUCAUAUGUCUCCUUCUCGUGCGCGCAUGCUGCUCAUGAAUAUGAAUCCCGGUGCGAUUUGAAACUAUUACGAGCUUUUCUCGAAUAAUUCACAGACAAGAGAUUGGCCUCGGAGAGUUUUUACUUUUAAAUAUAAUUUGUGAACGAUUUUAAGAUACUUUAGAUAAUUAAACUGUUAUUUAUUAAUUCUUAUA
This is a messenger RNA of Spodoptera frugiperda (fall armyworm), 1368 nucleotides long. RefSeq lists its product as uncharacterized. Lineage: Eukaryota; Metazoa; Arthropoda; Insecta; Lepidoptera; Noctuidae. The transcript has 9 exons. The record is from RefSeq and is a predicted model, not a curated record. Bases 96 to 1262 code for a protein of 388 amino acids.